GAUUGUCCAGAACACAAGUCGAUUAAAUUAUGUAGAGGCGCAACAACACCGAACAAAACGUGUAUAUGGUGUGAACAUGCCAAUAUGUGCAUUACCAGUAAUGAUAACGAUACUCACAACUUCAAAGUCAAUGGUUGCCGAAAUAAAAGCUCGAUUAUCGGCGUUUCUGGAGAACCAGCACUUAUCGAAGAAAAAGAAGAAACAACUCCAACAGUAAAUGAAGCUGACUUAAGAAAUGAAUUGAGGCAAACUACUAAUAACACUGAAACUCAUUUGAAUGUGACUACAGAAACGAAUGAAAAUGAAGAGCAAAAGAAGUCUCGCAAUUACUCGUAUAUUAUCGUACCGGUAGUUGUCACAUUCAUUGUCGUAUGCAUUGGAUGUGUCAUAGGGUUAUGGUUUUACAGAAAGAAGAGAAGUAUGCCAUGAUUCGCACAAACGCCUUCUUAUUUGUUGUUUUCAUCAU
Messenger RNA from Schistosoma mattheei, 466 nucleotides. Lineage: Eukaryota; Metazoa; Platyhelminthes; Trematoda; Strigeidida; Schistosomatidae. The record is from the annotation of a GenBank genome assembly.